This is a messenger RNA of Brienomyrus brachyistius, 13207 nucleotides long. It is a transcript of the gene utrn, whose product is annotated as utrophin. The coding region runs from base 567 to 11198 and encodes 3543 amino acids. Gene Ontology annotation, molecular function: zinc ion binding; protein binding. The record is from RefSeq and is a predicted model, not a curated record. Gene Ontology annotation, biological process: synaptic signaling. NCBI's taxonomy places the organism in Eukaryota, Metazoa, Chordata, Actinopteri, Osteoglossiformes, Mormyridae. Gene Ontology annotation, cellular component: plasma membrane. The transcript has 78 exons.
CACGUGACGCGGACCGCGCCAUGUUCCCAUCGCUUGAUAUUGUAACUUCACGGGCGCUCGGGAAAAAGGUAGCGACGGGAAUAAAGUUAGGGACCAAGCUGCAAAAGCCUGCGGCGCUGUGGGGCUCAGAGAAAGUACAGUCACUGAACGCUACCAAUUUGCCCCGAUUGCUUCUGGAGCACGGGGAACUGCAACAUGGAUCGUCCUAUGGGAGGAUUGGCUUAAUUUUUCACUUACAGCACAUUUGAGUUUGGAAACUAUUGUGGGGAAUUGAAUUAAGCCAAGGGUCGUAUGCAGGCUGGCUGUCUCCAUCCGAGUUUUUAGGAAUGCUUCAGUAUAAAGUAUCUUAAAGCCCGUAGUGUGAUUAUCGAACGACGUUUUUCGAAAAAUACGGGUUUUUUUAAAGUCAAUUUUAAAUAUUCCAUCUACACCCUUAACCUGCACGCCUCCCUGAGGUCUCGGAGCAGCUGCGGAAAAGGUGUUGCGCAAGAACUGGUGCAUGUAAAGGAGUUGUUUUUAAGAAAGGAACCUUUAUUUACACUGGGGAUCUUGAGGACCCGGCCAGCAUGGCGUCCGUUACCGUCAGCUCUGAGGGGGCGGCCAACAGUGAGUUCAGCGACAUCAUCAAAUGGAGAUCAGAUGAGCAUGAUGCUGUACAGAAGAAGACGUUCACCAAAUGGAUCAACAGCCGCUUUACCAAGGCUGGGAAGGCACCCAUCAAGGACAUGUUUUCAGACCUCCGGGAUGGCAGGAAGCUUCUAGACCUUCUGGAGGGCCUCACUGGGACGGUGCUGACCAAAGAACGGGGGUCCACGCGAGUGCACGCGCUCAACAAUGUCAACAAAGUCCUUCAAGUUCUGCAGCAGAAUAACGUGGAGCUAGUUAACAUUGGUGGGACCGACAUCGUGGAUGGGAACCACAAGCUGACUCUAGGCCUCAUCUGGAACAUCAUCCUGCAUUGGCAGGUUAAGGACAUUAUGAAAGACAUCAUGUCCAGCUUACAGCAGACCAACAGCGAGAAGAUCCUGCUCAGCUGGGUGCGACACUGCACCCGCACCUACGAACAGGUCAACGUGCUCAACUUUACCACCAGCUGGGCCGAUGGCCUGGCCUUCAAUGCCAUACUGCACCGGUACAGACCCAACAUGUUCAGCUUUGACAAGGUGCUGGGCAUGGCGCCCGUAGAGAGACUGGAACACGCCUUCACCUUUGCCAAAGACCAACUGGCUGUUGAGAGGCUCCUUGAUCCUGAAGAUGUGGCCGUGCAGCUGCCCGACAAGAAGUCCAUCAUCAUGUACGUGACAUCCCUGUUCGCUGUGCUCCCCAAGGAGCUCACCAUGGACGACAUCCGGGAGGUGGAGGCCCUGCCCAAGAAGUACAAAGCGGAGGUGGAGGAGGUGCCAGCGGGGCCCCGACAGGCCCCCGUCACAGUGGAUGCUGGCAGCUCUCGGGCAGACACCCCCAGCACGGCAACGGAGACAGAGGGUGAGGCUGAGGUGGACCUGGACAGCUACCAGAGCGCCCUGGAGGAGGUGCUUACCUGGCUGCUGCUGGCCGAGGACACGCUGCAUAUGCAGGACGAUGUCUCAGACGACGUGGAGGAGGUCAAGGACCAGUUCCACACGCACGAGGCAUUCAUGAUGGAGCUGACGGCCCACCAGAGCAGCGUGGGCAAUGUCCUGCAGGCAGGCAACCAGCUCAUCGCCCAGGGCAACCUGACCGAGGAAGAGGAGGAUGAGAUCCGCGAGCAGAUGACGCUACUGAACUCGCGCUGGGAGGGUCUCCGGGUCGCCAGCAUGGACCGGCAGGCUAGGCUGCACGAGGUCCUGAUGGAGCUUCAGCACCUUCAGCUACAGCAGCUGGCCAACUGGCUGACGCAGACGGAGGCUCGCAUUCGCCGCAUGGAGGCCCAGCCGACUGCGGGGAACCUGGAGGGGUACCGCACGCAGAUAGAGGAGCACAAGGUGCUGCAGAAUGACCUGGAGACGGAGCAGGUGAAAGUGAACUCCCUUACGCACAUGGUGGUGGUUGUGGAUGAGAACAGCAGCGAUAGCGCCACCGCAGCGCUGGAGGACCAACUGCAGGCGCUGGGCGAGCGCUGGGCCGCUGUGUGCCGCUGGACAGAGGAGCGCUGGCACAAGCUGCAGGACAUGCUGAACGUCUGGCAGCAGCUCCUGGAAGAUCAGAACCUCUUCAAAGCCUGGCUAUCAGAGAAGGAGAAGAUCCUGAGAGAUGUUCAGACCAGCAAGUUCAAAGAUCCCGCAGAGAUAAACGUCAGCGUGCGCUCUUUGGCCCUCCUGAAGGAGGACAUGGAGAACAAGCGGAGGACACUGGACCACCUGUCGGACGCAGGCCAGGACGUGUCGCUGCUGCUGCGGAGCACCGAGGCCACGCAGCGGAUCCAGGGCCAGACGGAGGAGCUGACGCAGCGAUGGGACAACCUGGUACAGGAGCUGGAGGACUGUUCCUAUCAGUUGGCAGAGUCGCUGACCGAAGUGGGGCUGCCUCAAGCAGAUGAGACCGCCGUCCUGGAGAGCGUCACCUCCAUGUCAGCCAUGACCACAGCAGCCACCGUGACAGGGCGGGCGUCGGCCCAAGAGCUGCCACCCCCUCCCCCCAUGAAGAAACGGCAGCUGCAAGAAGACCAGAACGCGCGGGCGCUGAUGGAAGGCAACCUUGUGGAGAUCAUGAGCUGGAUGGGAAGAUGGAAAACCUCUGUUCAGGCUUUGGUUCCGACUGAUGAUGAAAAGGCCCAGGAGGCGUCUGUUUUAAAGGAAAAGCUGAAGGUUCUCAAAGAGCAACUGGAGGAGAAAGCCCCGGAAGUAGCCAGUGUGACCCUAGGGGGGCAGGCCUUGUUGGAGCGACUGGAGAAAGAGGGCCUGUCCGCGGGAGACCUGAGCCCCCAGCUGGCUGCCGUCCAGGCGGAGUGGGAGAGCAGCCGGGGACUGCUCCUGGACCUAAAGGAGAAGCUGGACCUCCAGGAGCGGGUCGGUGCCGCCCAGCUAGAGCUGCAGUGUCUGGAGCAGGCCUUGAGUGGCCUGGAGGACUGCCUGCAGGGGGCGCCCAAGGCUGACUCCGCCGCCGACGAGGCCCAGCUGCGCUCCCAGCUGGCGGCCUGUGAGGCCAGACUAGGGGAGCUGCAGGCCCUCAGCCCUCAGAUGGACCGACUAUCCCAUGAAGCAACGACGCUGGACCGUGGGCUGCAGACACCCGCCUAUCUGCGGGCCGGAGUGGCGGCCCUCGGUACUCGCUGUACCUCUGUACUGGAGGGGUUACAGAGGCAGGUGCAGGAAUUGCACGCAGCCCUGGCUGCCCGGCCCGCCCCGGAGGACCGCCGCUUUGCGCAGGAAGCAAAACUCCGGAUCGCGUCCCUGCGGGAUGGUGUUGUGGACACGGGGACGGCCGCGGAAGCGGUGCGGAAUGCAGAGGUCCUGUGCCAGUCUCUGGCGCAGCAACUGACCCCUGACCCCGAAAGGUGGAGCCACCUGGCCAGCCAGGCUCAGGAUGAGCUGGCGAUGUUGCAGUCGGUCCUUGGAAAGUUAAAGGAUUCGGAGGAGAGGAUCACACGGGUGGAGCGCUGGCUAGAUGGCGUGCAGGCACUGAUGGCCAAGGAUACAGCUGCCCUGGGGGAUGCUGGGAAGCUGCAGGAAGAGCUGGACCAAUGCACGGAGUUCGUGAAUGAAAUGGAGGCUGUGGAGGCGGACUUGAAGCGGGUGGUGGGAGAAGCAGUGGCCGUGCGGGUGGGCGCGAUGCCCGGGCUGGCCACAUGGGGGCAACCUAAGCUCGAGGAAUGUCAGAGGCGAUGGGACAGGCUGAGCACACAGCUGCAGAAACAUCAGGAGCAUGCAUGGGAGACCCAGGAGAGGACACUGAACCUGAGGAAGGACUUGGUGGAGAUGCGGGAGUGGAUGGUGCAGGUGGACGAGGAGUUCCUCAUGAGGGACUUUGAGUACAAGAGUUCAGAAGAUCUGGAGGGAGCUCUGGAGGAGAUGAAGAGGGCCAAAGAGGACGUACUGCAGAAGGAGGUGCGAGUGAAGAUACUGAAGGACAGCAUUAACCUGCUGGUGGCAAAGUCGCCCCCUGGUGGCCGGGACCUAACUGCAGAGCUGACGGGGGUUCUGAAGCAUUACCAGAAACUGUGCGAGAGGUUCAAGAGCAAAUGCCACACCCUGGAGGAGGUGUGGUCCUGCUGGAUGGAGUUGCUGCAGUACCUGGACCUGGAGAACAAUUGGCUGAACAGCUUGGAGGAGCGACUGCAAGCCUGCGAAGGGCUUCCAGAGAACAGCCAGGACGUCAACCAGGCACUAGAGGCCCUGGAAUCGGUCCUGCGGCACCCUAGCGACAACCGCACCCAGAUCCGGGAGCUGGGCCAGACGCUGAUUGAUGGUGGCAUCCUGGAUGAGAUCAUCAGCGAGAAACUAGAGGCUUUCACUAGCCGCUACGAGCAGCUUAGCCACCAGGCUGUGAGCAGGCAGAUAUCCCUGGAGCAGCAGCUGCAGUCACUGCGGGAAAACGAGCAGGUUCUGCAGUCUCUGCAGGAGACCCUCGGCCGGCUGGACCAGACGCUCACAUCCUACCUCACCGACCGGGUUGAUGCCUUCCAGCUGCCUCAAGAGGCCCAGAACAUCCAGGCAGAGAUCGCCACCCUCGAGUCGCAGAUAGAUGACCUGCGCAAGAAGGGCAUUAGAGGGGCCCCGGCCGCGUCGCAGGAUGGAAAGGCGUCCCGGGGGGGCACCAUGCUGGACCAGCUGCAGAGGAAGUUCCGGGAGAUCUCCACCAAGUUCCAGCUCUUCCAGAAGCCAGCCAAUUUCGAGCAGCGCAUGCUGGACUGCCGGCGCGUGCUGGAAGGAGCCAAGGCUGAGUUGCACGUGCUGGAUGCCAGGAGCGUAGAGCCUGAGGAGAUCCAGGCCCACUUAAGCGAGUGCAUGAAACUCUACAAAGUGCUGAGUGAGGUGAAACUGGAGGUGGAGACAGUGAUCAAGACGGGCCGGCAGAUCGUGCAGAAGCAGCAGACAGAGAACCCCAAGAGUAUGGAUGAACAGCUGACCGCGCUUAAGCUGCUCUACAACGACUUGGGCGCUCAGGUGACAGAGGGCAAACAGGACCUGGAGAAGGCCCUGUCCCUGUCUCAGAAGGUGCAGAAGGAGAGCACUGCACUGCGGGGGUGGCUGGGGACCACGGAGGCCGUGCUUGACCAGAAAACAUCUACCGGGAGCAUGCCAGCUGACAUCGACGAUGAGGUGGCCUGGGCCCAUGGGCUGCUGAAGGAGCUGGAGCGGCAGGAGGGGGAACUACGCAGCGUGACGGAGUGUAGCGCCGCCCUGCAGUCACUGGUGGAAGGGAGUGAGACGGAGCUGGAGGAGGGGCUCUGCCUGCUGAACGCCAGCUGGGCGCGGGUUCGCACCCUGGCAGAGGACUGGCUGAGCAGCGUGCUGAGCCACAGAAAUGAAAUGGAGAUCUUUGAUGAGAACCUGGCCCACAUCAGCACCUGGCUGUACCAGACUGAGAUCCUCUUGGAUGAGACUGAGAAGCUCGCACCCUCUGAGAAGGAGGAGGUUCUUAAGAACUUGCUGGUGGAGCUGGAGGACAUCAGCCUGAGGGUGGACAGCGUGAGGGACCAGGCCGUCAUCCUCAUGAGCGGCCGUGGACCGGCCUGCAGAGAGGUGGUGGAGCCCAAGCUGGCCGAGCUCAACCGUAACUUCGACAAGGUCUCCCAGCACAUCAAGGCUGCCAAGAUGUCCACGACCUUGGAGCCUGUGGUCCAGGUGAAUCCGCAGCCUCAGAAGCUUCUGGCACCAGGGGCUGUAACCGCCAGGCAGCUGCAGGACCUUGAGGAGGAGCUGAUGGCCAGCCUGGAUGCACUCGAUCCCCAGGGCGAGUACGUGCAACUUCUGGCCCAGGAUGACGAGAAGAUGGACGAGGAGAAGGUACGGGUGGAGGAGGUGCUGCGGAGCGGCGAGCUGAUCCUCCUGCAGAUGACCGGGGACGGCAAGGACGAGCUGCGCAGACGGCUGCUCCGGCUGCAGACACGCUACACCGGCCUACAGGAGCUGCGUGCAGUGAGAGAGCGCCAGGCUGAGCCGGUUUCACAGCAGGUGACCCUCAGCUGGGUGGAGCGACCCCUGGAGGCUCCUCCGAAGCGGAGGACUGAGGACAUGGUGGACAGCGAGCUGCAGAGGGCCCCCUCCCUCCUGCCCUCCGACUACCUUCUGGACAUCAACAAGGCUCUGCUGGCAAUGGCCGACAUCGAAUUGCUGCUCAACUCCUCGGAGCUGAGUAGCGGGCUUUACGAGGACUUCUCCUCCCAGGAAGACGCGCUCAAGAGUGUGAAGGACAGCCUGGAGAAGCUGGAGGAGCAGGUGAUGACACUGCAUGAGCGACACCCUGACGCCGUCCAGGAGGCGUCCCGUGCCGACGUGCUGCACAUCGGGGACGCACUGUCCCAGCUGAACGCCGAGUGGGACCGCGUCAACCGGAUGUAUGAGGACCGCAAAGGGAACUUUGACCGCGCAGUGGAGGAGUGGCACCAAUUUCACUGCGACCUCAAUGACCUGAGCCAGUGGCUAAGUGAGGCGGAGCAGGCCCUGGCCGACACCCGGGGCCCCGACGGUGCCCUGGACCUGGAGAAAGCCCGGGUGCAGCAGGAGGACCUGGAAGAAGGCCUCCGCAGCCACUUGCCUGUGCUCACCCAGCUGACUCAGACGGGCGAGGCCAUCGUGGAGCAGGUCGCAACCCCUGACAGCAGCCUUCUGGAGGAGAAGCUGGAGGGCCUCACCAGGAGAUGGAGCGCCAUCCAGAGGGAGGUGCAGGAGCGGCACCACAGGUUGGCCGGUGGGGACCCCCUGCUGGUGGACCUCAGCCAGCGCACGGAGGAGCUGAGGGUGUGGUUGGACCAGACGGGCUAUGCGGUCCGCUCUCUGCCACCAACUGCCAGCGACAAGAACCUGAAAGAGCUUAAGACCCUGGCGGAGGAGCUGGACGCCCGAAACGAGCAGCUGACCUGGCUGAAUAAAAACAUGCCGCGCAUCCUGGCCACCCGGGACCUCACUAGCCAGGAGAGAGAGCACCAUGUGUCUCGGCUGAGGGCAAUCAACAUGAACUGGAGCCAUGUGACGACGGAGCUUCUGGACAAAGUGGGUGAGGUGGAGUCUGAGCUGCAGGGACACGCCCUCUUCCAGGACAAAAUGAACCGCCUGAACAGCUGGAUGCUGGUCACGCAGCAGACCCUCAGCCUGAGAGGUCCGGAGGAGAGCCAGCUCCUGGAGAGCUCCAUGAAGGAGCACAGACGAGACCUGGAGGACCUCCUCUCCAGGUCCAUCCAGCUCCAGAAGCGACAGCAGCUGCUUCCUCAGGAGAAGAGCAAGGUGGAGCAGUUGGCAGCUGAUUGGAAAGUGCUUGAUAUGAGGGUCCGGGAGAUGCAGAAGCCGGUAGCUGAACAACCCCUCUCAGCAGUGGCGAUGACCAGUCAGCAACUCUUGGCUCCCCAAACUGCUGAGCGUGUGGCCCCCGCCGACCUCAACGAACGAGCCACUGAGCUUGCCAGUUGGCUGCUGCUCAUAGACCAGAUACUGAAGUCCAACCUCGCAACCGUGGGAGAUGUGGAGGACAUCCAGACUACUGCCAUGCACCUCGAGGUGACGAAGAGCGACCUGGAGCAGAGACACCCUCAGCUGGAGGACAUCUUCACCCUGGCCCAGAAUAUCAAGAACAAAACUUCCAACCUGGAUAUCCGCACAUCCAUCACAGAGAAGUUGGAGAAGGUGCGCAGCCAAUGGGAUAGCACGCAGCAUGGCGUGGAGGCCCGCCUCCAGCAGCUGAAUCAAAUGAUUGGUCAGAGCAGCCAAUGGGCGGAGCAGAGGAAAGAAGUGGAAGCCUUGAUUAGACAGAACGAGGCUCGUCUGCAGAACCUGCUGCAGCCGUCCCGGGAGUCCCUGACCAAACAGCUAAAUGACAACAAGGCGUUUCUGCAGGACCUGGGCAGCCAGUCGGCCGUGAUAUCCUUCAGCGAGCUGUCCUGCAGGCUUCUGCGCGAUUACUCGGCGGACGACACCCGGAAGGUGAAGGAGGUGCUGGAUGCUCACAGCAAGGCGUGGAACGCCAUACUCGGCAGGACCAGUGACCGGCAGGUGGCACUAGAGGGCGAGCUGAAGGAUCUGCAGGGCUCCCUCAUGGAGCUGGAGAGCUUCCUGAAGUGGCUGCAAGAGGCGGAGACCACGGCCAAUGUGCUGGCCGACGCCUCCCAGAGAGAGGACCUCUCACAGGACUCCGCCUCCAUCAAGGAGCUGAGAGGCCAGCUGGAGUCGGGCAAACUGUGCAUGAUGGCCGUGGUGCGGACCUCCCUCCAGAAGGUGGUGGUCUUCUUGCACCGACUGCAGAGGAUGGCAGUUUCAUCCCCCCGCUACCAGAAGCUGUACAAGGACAUCCAGGCGGAGAUCGAUGCUCACAAUGACAUCUUCAAAAGUGUGGACGGCAACAGGUGCAAGAUGGUCAAGUCCCUGGGCAGCACAGAGGAGGCCAGCUUCCUGCAGCAGCGGCUGGACGACAUGAACCAGCGGUGGGGUGACCUGAAGGCCAAGUCCGCCAACAUCCGAGCCCACCUGGAGGUCAGCGCAGAGCGGUGGAGUCGGCUGCUGGCCCUCUUGGAGGAACUGUGGAGGUGGCUAUGCCUGAAGGAGGAGGAUCUUACCAAGCAGAUGCCCAUUGCGGGAGAUCUACCCAGCCUGCUGCAGCAGCACAAUCACUGCUUGCUCCUGCAGGACGAGCUGAAGGAUCGAGAGCCACUCGUGCUCAGCACUUUGGACCAGGCUCGCGCGUUCCUGGCCGACCAGCCCAUCGAAGGUCCGGAGGAACCGGGCAGGAACCUGCAGGCCAAGACAGAUCUGACUCCAGAGGAGCGGGCCCAGCGUGUGGCCAAGGCCAUCCGCAAGCAGACAGCUGAGGUGGCCGAGCGCUGGGAGCGGCUGUGUGGGCACGCUGGGGCCUGGCAGCAGCAGCUGGACCGUGCUUUAGGCCGCCUGCAGGACCUGCAGGGCGCCAUGGACCAGCUGGAGCUGAGGCUGGCCCCGGCGGAGGAGGAGCGCACGACCUGGCAGCCCGUGGGUGACUUGCUCAUCGACUCACUGCAGGAUCACAUCGAAAAGACCAUCGUCUUCAAGGAGGAGACCGCACCUCUGAAGAGGGACGUGCGGGCCGUGAAUGAGCUCUCUGCCCAGCUGCAGCCCCUGGACGUCCAGCUGUCUUCCAGCACAAGCCGGCAGCUGGACGACCUCAACAUGCGUUGGAAGCUCCUGGAGGCGGCCGUGGAGGAGCGACUGAAGCAGCUGCAGGAGGCUCACCGGGACUUUGGACCCGCCUCCCAGCAUUUCCUGUCCACCUCUGUACAGCUACCGUGGCAACGGGCCGUGUCCCAGAAUAAGGUUCCAUACUAUAUCAACCACCAGACUCAGACGACUUGUUGGGAUCAUCCGAAGAUGACGGAGCUGUUUCUCUCCCUGGGUGACCUAAACAACGUUCGUUUCUCCGCCUACCGGACAGCCAUGAAGAUUCGGCGGCUCCAGAAGGCCCUGUGCUUGGAUCUGCUAGAGCUGAGUGUGGCCCAGGAAGUGUUCGACCAGCACCAGUUGGCUCAGAACAACCAGCUCCUCAACGUCCCCGAUGUCAUCAACUGCUUGACUACUAUGUACGAUGGGCUUGAGCAGAAGCACAAGGACCUGGUCAACGUGCCUCUCUGCGUGGACAUGUGUCUCAACUGGCUGCUUAACGUCUACGACACUGGCCGGAGUGGGAGGAUUCGUGCGCUGUCCAUGAAGAUUGGGCUGCUUUCGCUCUGCAAGGGACACCUUGAAGAAAAAUACAAAUACCUCUUCUCCCAGGUGGCGUCCUCAGCAGGCACCUGCGACCAGCGCCAGCUCGGGCUCCUGCUCCAUGACGCCAUCCAGGUGCCGCGGCAGCUGGGAGAGGUAGCGGCCUUCGGGGGGAGCAACAUCGAGCCCAGCGUCCGCAGCUGUUUCCAGCACGUCACCAGCAGGGCGGAGCUGGAGCCCCCGCAGUUCGUGGACUGGAUGCGCCUGGAGCCGCAGUCCAUGGUGUGGUUGCCCGUGCUGCAUCGUGUGGCGGCGGCCGAAACGGCCAAGCACCAGGCCAAGUGCAACAUCUGCAAGGAGUGUCCCAUUGUAGGCUUCAGGUACCGCAGCCUGAUGCACUUCAACUACGACGUGUGUCAGAGCUGCUUCUUCUCCGGCCGCACGGCUAAGGGCCACAAGCUGAACUACCCCAUGGUGGAGUACUGCACCCCGACCACCUCUGGCGAGGAUAUGCGCGACUUCACCAAGGUCCUGAAGAAUAAGUUCAGAUCGAAGAAAUACUUCGCAAAGCACCCCCGUCUGGGCUACCUGCCAGUCCAGUCAGUCCUGGAGGGCGACAACAUGGAGACCCCUGUUACCCUGAUCAGUAUGUCACCGGAGCAGUAUGAGGUCUCACCGUCACUGCACCACUCUCAUGACGACACUCAUUCCCGAAUAGAGCAGUACGCCAGCAGGUUGGCCCAGAUGGAGAGCUCGAAUGGAUCCUUACCCACAGACAGCAGCUCUGCAACGGGAAGCAUGGACGACGAGCACGCCCUGAUCCUGCAGUACUGCCAGACGCUGGGGGGCGAGUCGCCGCUCAGCCAACCGCAAAGCCCUGCCCAGAUCCUGCAGGCGGUGGAGAGGGAGGAGCGCGGGGAGCUGGAGCGCAUCAUAGCCCGACUGGAGGAGGAGCAGAGGGCCCUGAAGCUGGAGUAUGAGCUGCUGAGAGAACAGCACAGUGAAAGGGCGCUCUCCGGACCGUGGGAGCCCAGGGCGGGGGCCCUCGGGGGCCCUGAGGAGGCUGAGCUGCUGGCUGAGGCCAAGUUGCUGCGACAGCACAAGGGCAGGCUGGAAGGGCGCAUGCAGAUCCUGGAGGAGCACAACAAGCAGCUGGAGUCACAGCUGCAUCGCCUACGGCAGCUACUGCACCAGCCUGAAAGGGACCCCCGAGUCAACGGUCUCUCCCCUGCCUCCCUCCUUCAGCAAGACCUGCCCGUCAGUGAUGAGCAAGCAGGUGACGCACUGGACCGGCCACACGGGCCCGGCGCCGACCUCGCUCACGUCAUGGAGGAGAUAAAUAACUUCCCAGCAUGCAGUUCCUCCAGUCCGGUGCCUCGACCACAGGUGAAAUGAGGCGAGCCAGACCGCGAGGGAGACCCCAGCAGGAUGUAAAACGCUGCUCCGUCGUCCGGCUGACCGGGACGGACCUCGAUACGCAGGGAGAGCUUCUCCCGGCACCCAAAGACUUUGACCCAGGACCACAGAACGUCACUAUGCUGUCGUCACGUACUAUGCAACUGUAAAUGUCACGGACUGUAGAUUGUACUCUGAGGUCGUUGAAUGUUUGUUAGCGAUUCAUGAGACAAUGCAGGAGAGUCGGGGGUGUGGGCCGGGGGUGUGGGCCGGGGGUGGGGGAGUUUUAUAUACAUGUAUACUUUUUUUUUUUUUUUUUUUUUUUAAACUUCGCAAUCCCUGCAAUUUAAAUGGUUUUGCUGUCAGCCUGCGUUUUCCUACAUUAACGUUAUAAUAUCACUUACGUCACCGCAAAUGCUUCCUGUGACAGUCGCACGGCGUUUCGCUCCCUAGUGUUCUGCCGCUUUUGUAGCACCUGCAGUUCAGUGUCCCCUCCGUGCCGACUGUUAGUCGUAAUUCCAUUCGAGGGCAGGUUCGCCGAAACCAGCCUCCAGAGGCAGACACCUGGUUGACCACGCCGUGGUUGGGCUGUGUCCGGCUGGGACCUGGGGCGUGGUCUGGCGUCGAGACAGCGUUCCUAACCAGAAGAAAGCCAUCUUUUUCUUGCUACCUCAGUCACGGCCCUGUAGGGUAGAUCCGCUGAUUUUCACAGAUGAUGCACCAAGUUUUUCCUGAUAGAUGGACCAGGAACUGGGAAAAAACUUUUGAAGAAAACAGACAAAUGCCUGAUGGGGGCGGGGCUUGCCUGGAUUAGUCCAACCAAUUUAUAAAUUGGUCCUUAGCCUGGACUUUCUCCAUUCCAAAAUGUACGUGACGUGCUCUGUGCUACGCUACCUUGUAACUGUAAAGUCUGACACUACUCUGAGCUUCUCUGACUGUGUCCUUGGGUGUUAUAGCGAUCUGUACUUUGGAAGAACUGUCAUUCUGAGGUAUCUAGUCUAGACUGAUUACACUACAUCUCUAAUAUGGCUAAAUAUGUUUAUUCUAUUUUUUUAGACAUAUAUUUUUUCCCCUCGUGUUGGUUAAUUUUAUUAUUGCGGUCUGUGUCGUUUGUGCUCCGGGAAGUCCAUUUCCUCUACCUGUGGCUCUUCUCUACCCCACUGUGCAUCUUGAGCGUAAUGCCAGCAACUGGGCAGUAUGAGCAGGCAGCCCCGGGGCUUCUGGUAGAUCGAGCUCUCAUUCCGAAGGGCCUGUGCUGAUUGGCGUUUCGCAGCUACUCCCACACAGAAUGUGACGGCUCUACGGUGAAUGAGUUACCAUAGGUCAUUCUGUUUGACCACUCGACAUCUACCCAGCAAAAGGGGCCCUAGGCGACCACACAGCAGAUGAAUUCCAUGCUGUUGAACUGUUGCUUCCUUGACUGCUUUGCCAAAACCUCAAAGAGGUAACAGAGCCACAGUGUAACAACUACGGGGAUGCAGGAGCAGUUCUUUUUUUGCAUGAACUGUAACUCAUGUGGAGGAUCUCUCCCGUGGGAGUAUCGGUACUUUUGUGGCAGAGCUCUCCCGUGGGAGUAUCGGUACUUUUGCGGCAGAGCUCUCCCGUGGGAGUAUCGGUACUCCUGUGGCAGAGCUCUCCAGGGGGAGUAUCGGUACUUUUGCGGCAGAGCUCUCCCGUGGGAGUAUCGGUACUUUUGCGGCAGAGCUCUCCCGUGGGAGUAUCGGUACUUUUGCGGCAGAGCUCUCCCAUGGGAGUAUCAGUACUCUUGGGGAGGAGCUUUUCCAAAGAGGCCCUAGCUCUCCCGUGGAGGAGCUCUUCUGCCGUCUGAUAACUGACCUCGUCAGAGCUGCAUGGUGGAGAGGACAGAAUGCCGAUCUGACUGUGCUGUAACAGGCUUCUUGACAGACUUGUGUACCAAAACCAGGGUUGCCCCUUGUCUGUGCAUGGAAAUAAUAGUAUAUUUUUACAUCACUGUAUGAAAUUCAAUAAAUUAAACCUUAAAUGUAAAA